AUGACUAGUCUUGUGAAAAUUCCCUAUUCCUAUUUGAGAGGGAAAAUCACAUCACUCUCCACAAAGUUCCAAGUCAAACCUACUAUACUCAAUGUACUUAAAAAACCCAAGGCAGUCGAAUCUCUAGGUUCAAUUCGCAUACCUCCUUCGGUAUCACAGUUUUCUUUGAAAAAUGCAUACAUACCACUCUCUCGAAGAACGCUUGUACGCGAACUCUUGCAGGAUAGUAGUAUAUUGCUGCAGUCUGAAAGGAAAGCUUUCGAAAAGCUAGCUGUUUUUCUCGAUAAAAAGCUUGAAAGUCAGUUUCAGAUUCUUCAAAGUGAAUUUUCGAUCCUCUCCCAACCCACUGAUAUUGUGAGUUACUUUGAAGAAACUACUUCAUUAUCCCUUGAUGAACCUAACAAUCCCAACGAACUUGAUCGGGAAUUCUGGUUCCUCCGGCGUCUGUCAGAUAUUGCCCCAGUAGCUGGUUUCAUUGAAGUACCACAAGAGCAAUUACAACAGGCUUGUAAUUCACUCAAAUCAAAAAAUCAUGGCCUAAUAGCUUAUGUAGAUCCAAAUGAUUACGAUGUACUUCGUUUCUGGAUUCGUGGAUUCCAUCCAGAUUUCAAUGCCAGUCCUGCAUGUUCUACUGUCUUUAACUCAAAAAUACCUAUUUCGAAUAGGGAGAACAAGUUUAACGCAAUUAAUAAGCUGUCCACGUAUACAUCUCGAUUUGUCAGUAUGCUUAAAAGAUCAAUAAAGCGUAGUUAUUCUCCAAAUGUAUACGGAUAUGAAUCUGUUGACACAUUGACUACUGAUUCAGAUGGAUUUUAUUUUGGUCGAGUAUUGAUGUGUGUACGCAGAAAGAACAGUAAUAAUUUGGAUUUGAAACUUUUUGAGAACGUUCCCGUGACAGGUAUUAUACGCAAUUCAAAUUUCGCCAAUAAUCUAUUAUAUCUUCUACCGAAUUUACGUACAAUUCCAUUGAGUAAAAGUGCACGUUUUGUAAUUCUAAUGAGUACAGCUACUGCCGCUGGUUGUUUAGGCGUUAUUAGUCCAAUUGCUUGGUUGUUUGAUUUAAAUCCUGAUCUAGUAUUAGCAUGGUCUAUGGCUGUAACCGCUAGCGCUGGAGCUACUCUAUGUCUGGUAUGGGCGCGUUAUUGGCGUGCACAAACUAAUUUAGCCAAUAAUCUGAAGUAUAUGCAAUAUCUGUGCUGUCAAAGCUCCGGCUUACAAUCGAUUAAUAUUUUAUUGAAAUUGGCACAUGAACAAGAAUUCAAAGCAGCUUUACUCACAUAUGCCUUACUGCUUAGACCUACUGAAAGUAAUACUCCUCUGAAUCCCAUGCAAUUGGGUUUAAGUGCUGAAUCUUGGAUCGCAAAGAGGCUUUCACCUCAAUCUCAUGUUUCAUUACCACCAUCUAUUGGUUUGCCAAUUGUCAACGAUGCACAAGACUCACGUUUCAGUGGUGGUUCUGGACCUUUAUUUGAUUUGUCAUUUAAUGAAGAUAGAUCUUUACAGAUUCUGAGACGUUUAGAUCUGGUUCGUGGUCCUAAAUCAUCGCCUAGUGCAGUGCAUCCAGCAACAGCGUCUUUAGAAAUUCCAAGUGAUAUUUCCAAUUCCAUUGGAUUAAACCGAUUAUGGGUGAUUGAUCCACUAGGCAAAGAAUCAGACUUGAAUUCAGUCAAACCGAAUUGA
Molecule: messenger RNA, 1680 nt
Organism: Trichobilharzia regenti
Lineage: Eukaryota; Metazoa; Platyhelminthes; Trematoda; Strigeidida; Schistosomatidae
Source: the annotation of a GenBank genome assembly